Ilyonectria robusta is the source of this 1989-nucleotide messenger RNA. RefSeq lists its product as uncharacterized. Gene Ontology annotation, biological process: microtubule-based movement. The coding region runs from base 96 to 1769 and encodes 557 amino acids. The transcript is spliced from 2 exons. Lineage: Eukaryota; Fungi; Ascomycota; Sordariomycetes; Hypocreales; Nectriaceae. The record is from RefSeq and is a predicted model, not a curated record.
CGAAGCCUAAGCAGGAGAGCAACCAAGGCGUCGCAUCAACCUCCUGAACCAGCAACGCUACAAAAGCAAAACGGCCGCACUAUUGCAUCGCGGCCAUGGCCUCUGGCGCAGGACCGGCUCUUGCUCACCGGAGCGUGGCCAGCAUCCGCUCAGCGCCUACGCAAGGCCCCCCGGGCCCGUCCACACCCCACACCCCGAGCCGCAACAUCGCAUCUGCGUACGGCUCACCGUCGACCAUCCGCGCCGACGAUGACAUUGUCGUCAUUGAGCUGGGAUCACGGCACAUCCGCGCGGGUUUCGCCGGCGACUCGAGCCCUAAGGCGACGCUGCAGUGCGGCCCCGAGGACCAGCGCCGCGUUGGCGACUUCAGGAGUUGGCAGGCCCCCAGGCGCCAUGCUGGGCUGGAUUGGGCGCCAGAGCAUGAGUUUUGGCGCUACGACUUGCGGGAUGUCGACCUGGGGCUUUGCCAGGAUAACCUCGAACGCGUGAUACGAGAUGCAUUCACCAAAUACCUGCUCAUCGAUUCUCGGCCUAGGAGGCUGGGUCUUGUGUUGGAUUCCGCUGUGCCAGUGCCCCUAUUGACAGCCGUACUGGACACAAUGUUCAACCGCUUUCAGUCUCCCACUAUUUCUCUCAUGGCCUCCUCGGUCACGUCAGCCGUCUCUGCGGGUGUCCGCUCAGCCCUGGUCAUCGACCUCGGCUGGGCUGAGACUGUCGUGACUAGUGUGUACGAGUAUCGUGAAGUAAAAAGCACGCGGAGUGUCAGAGGAGGGAGGCUCCUCUUGGACGCACUUUACAAGGCUGUGCAUUCGUUGAUGCGGCGAAAUCACACCGACGACGAAACAAGAGCCAUUAGCUUUGAUGAAUGCGACGAUAUUCUACGCCGUCUAAUGUGGUGCAGACCAUCCGCAUCCAAGUCAUCCCAAAGAGAUUCGGCCCAGCUGGAAACCGUCGAGGAACAAGACGAAUCCGAGGCAGAGUCAUUACAGGACGUACUACAGAUAGGCGUGGCCAACGUGCCCAUCAACUCAACAAACCCGCCAUCGACACUGGAAAUCCCAUUCGAGAAGCUGGCCGAGGUUUGCGACGACACAUUUUUCGAUCCUUCGGUGGACCAGACGACGUUCGAUGACCAUGAGCUCCCGAUUCACCUGCUUGUCUACCAACAUCUCCUACAACUGCCAUUGGACGUGCGGGCCAUUUGCAUGUCCCGAAUUAUAUUCAUAGGAGGGAGUUCCAACAUCCUGGGACUCAAGCAGCGAAUCAUUGAUGAUGUGACGGCCAUCGUCAACAAAAGAGGAUGGGCGCCAGUUGCCGGCAAGGGCGUGGACCAGCUACGCAAAAACCCCAAGCUGCAACGGAGAUCCAGCAGUUCGCCACUAGGAGACGGUUCUGCAUCGCCGUCCGAGACUAGCGAUGACCAAGAAACUACACCCCGUGGUCCUGCAGAUGCCCGUCCUGAGCCCGAUCAUAUCGAGGCCAAGGUGGCACGUUAUCGGGAAGCACCACCGCAAAUGCAUGGAAAGUUCCGUGUGCUACACUCUCUUGGACCAUGGACUGGAGGUAGCUUGCUAUGCCAGUUGAAGAUGCCCGCAAUGGCCAUUAUUGAUCGGGAGAUUUGGCUGCAACAAGGCGCCAACGGAGCGUCUCGACCAAACGACAUUGAUGUCAAGGCUCAGCAACGGCAGAGCGUGACUACGGGCGGCUACGCGAGAGGUGGCGGGGGACAUCACACUGCCUGGACUCUGGGGACCUGGGGAUAUCUGUAAAUGGGCCCAUUGGUUGUGAGGAUUGGACAGCUGGACCUCAAUGGGUGGCGUGAUUAUCGCAAUCGGCCGAUGGAUAAGAUAUCCACGGAGACACGUUGUUGAAGUAAAGCCUCCACGAUGAAAGGACAUGGACGGCGUCAACGACUAAAACAUAGAAAUGUAUUAGACCUGGUCUACGAAUAUACCCCUUUUGCAACGAUUCUUUGUCAACGGCCGCACC